Molecule: messenger RNA, 650 nt
Organism: Nylanderia fulva
Lineage: Eukaryota; Metazoa; Arthropoda; Insecta; Hymenoptera; Formicidae
Gene: RpL21
Product: ribosomal protein L21
Biological process (GO): translation
Cellular component (GO): ribosome
Molecular function (GO): structural constituent of ribosome
Source: RefSeq, a predicted model, not a curated record
GAUCUCUCUGAAACCUCUUCUUUCGUGGCGACGACGGGACGUGAAUUUUCUACGUACGUUUUUGUCAAUAUUCUCGAGAUUCUUCAAGAAUUUGGAUCGAAUUGCAAUAUCCUUUCUCGCUAUUGACAUCUCAACAUGACCAACUCAAAGGGUUACAGGCGUGGUACGAGGGACUUGUUCUCCCGCAAGUUCCGUAAACAUGGAACCAUUCCCCUGUCUACGUAUAUGAAAACGUAUAAGGUCGGCGAUAUUGUCGACAUUAAGGGAAACGGUGCUGUGCAAAAGGGUAUGCCGUAUAAAGUCUAUCACGGCAAGACCGGUCGCGUCUUUAACGUGACGGCGCACGCCCUGGGAGUCAUCGUGAACAAAAGGGUGCGCGGACGCAUCAUCGCCAAGAGGAUCAACGUACGCAUCGAACAUCUGAGCCAUUCGAAGUGCAGGGACGACUUCCUCAAGCGCGUCAAGGAAAACGAGAGGCUCAGGAAGGAGGCGAAGGAGAAGAAUAUUCGCGUCCAGUUGAAACGACAGCCAGCCGAACCGUCUAAAGCACAUAUUGUGUCCGGACGUGAAGCGCCCAUCUUACUCGCGCCUGUUCCAUAUGAAUUUAUUGCUUAAACUAUUGAAUAAACUAUAAAAAUUUUCAAAAUAAA